UGCUGCAGGCGGUGCUGCUGCUGCAGGCGGUGCUGCUGCUGCUGCAGGUGGUGAAUGCCGUAGCAGCGCUCCGUGAGCGCCAAGGAGACGACCAUGGCGUGGAGAGUGGCGACACUCGCUGUGCUCGCUCUGCAGGUCUCUGCCGUCCUCGCUGACAUUCAAGACGUCGGGGGCCCCUUGCUAUCGUUUGUGCGCCUGCCCUGCCACUUUGACCGAACCGAGGACGUCGACGCGAUCACCGUGCAGUGGAAAUUCCUUAAAGGUGGCGACGAAUUCCCGAUCCUCUACUAUUGCGACGUGCUGAAGCGCAAAACGGAGCGCGUGAUUUGGGAAGGCGAUCUGCGAGAGGGAGACGCGGGCAUCGGGCUCCUCGACGCGAGCCGUGACGAUGAAGGAUUGUACUCCUGUGAAGUCGUUAACAUAGCGGAGAACAAACAGCAAAAGACCACCGUUCGCCUGACCAUCCGUGAGCCGGGCAGCAGCGGCGAGCAAUCAGAUCCGCCGGCCGCCCCUGCAAACCAAAGAUCAGAAGCAGAGGCGAAGAGCGGAACGAGCGUCGCGGCGAUCAUCGCCGCGACGUCGCUCUGCGUGAUCCUCGUCGUCGGCAGCCUGGUCUACGUCAAGUGGAAGACCAACGGGACGAGGGCCAUGGUGACGGCCUACAAGGCCGUGGACCCGGGCCGCCAGGGCCAGGGUGGUGGCAGGCCGCUCGUGACCAUCACCGUCACCGACGGGAGCUUCGGCGGCUCCCAGGUAAAGCAGGUCUCCGUUGUGUAGCGCUUCUCAGCACGGCGGUGACGGCGAGACAAUUCGGUGAACGAACAACCCCCCGCCACCUUCCGGAGAUGGUGCCUGAGGAAGACGUCGGCUUCGUUAGCCCUUUGCAGCAGUGAUGGAGGAGGAGGUGGUCGCGGUAUAAGAUGUUCAAACACCAACUAGACACCGAGUGUAUUGCAAUUGAAGUCCGCCUUAACCACACAAACAUGCUCGUGGUGGAAUAUGCAACCUCGAUCGCUAUCUCCUAUCACUACCCUUAUCAAUACCCCAGGUCCCAUCACUACCCCAACCCCUAUCACUACCUCCUAUCACUACCCUUAUCAAUACCCCAGGUCCCAUCACUACCCCAACCCCUAUCACUACC
Molecule: messenger RNA, 1141 nt
Organism: Petromyzon marinus (sea lamprey)
Lineage: Eukaryota; Metazoa; Chordata; Hyperoartia; Petromyzontiformes; Petromyzontidae
Cellular component (GO): membrane
Source: RefSeq, a predicted model, not a curated record